Pelobates fuscus (common spadefoot toad) is the source of this 1096-nucleotide messenger RNA. RefSeq names its product uroplakin-3b-like protein 1. The transcript has 6 exons. Lineage: Eukaryota; Metazoa; Chordata; Amphibia; Anura; Pelobatidae. The record is from RefSeq and is a predicted model, not a curated record. Gene Ontology annotation, cellular component: membrane. The coding region runs from base 243 to 977 and encodes 244 amino acids.
UAUCUGCGUGGCUCUUUUCAAUGAGUGAAGAAUGUAGUUAUAUGAAAUAAGGCAUUAGUGCGUUAUCACCCUUAGGGUAAAAAUGCUGGUGUGAGGAAGUAUACAAGCUUGUUUGUUUUUUUUCCUGCUUGGUUUCUUGGGGCUUUUUGUUUUUCCGUUGAACGCUGAGAUUGUUGAUCUGCAAGAAGCAUUGAUGUGAACUUCUAACACCGGUUACUGGAUGAAGGUUUAUAUUUUAUUUUAUGAUGAGUCUCUGCGUGAAACUCUGUCUGAUCCUGGUUGCACUGACUCCUUCUAUUGCAGACAUUUCUUCGUAUGUUCCACAAAUCACUCAGAAGGUCCCUGUAGGGAACUUGACAUCAUCAACAUUUUUGUUGGAUCAACCUCAGUGUGUUUUUAACACAUCCGGUGUAAAUGAAGUCUGGUUGGUUGUUGCACUGAAUAGCGUUACACCUACGUUGAAAAAUGAAAAUCUUGGUGUGCCGGUCAAUUGUUCUUCAUUUCCGGUUACAAAAUAUUAUUAUACACUCCGUGUUAUUGAAAAAAAUUACCCCUGCAACCUUACUAACAACGUAUUGGCUGUGCUUGAUGUUGGCUCCCAGACAAACUGCACUGAUAUCCAGUUCUGCAAUUGUCCGUUACAUUCCACAGAUGUGUACCGGGUGAAAUUUGUUGUGCUGAAUAAUACUGGCUUUGUCGGGGCAACAAACUGGUCUAGUCCAAUAAAACUGAAAGAAGUAAUGAACUACACCUCUAUCACCCUGCCUCUGGUGCGCAGUGAAGGCAUGAUCGUCCUGACAGCUAUACUCGGAAUCCUCUUGGCUGUUUUGCUCAUAUGCAUAAUCGUUGCACUCUUUAUAGGAAGUAGGAACAUUUUCUGGCACGGGAGAUUGGAAAGUAACAAAUUGUUCUCAACGGAUUUGGAAAAUAGAGGAACAUAUAAGAAGCAACCUCUACAUAAUGUUUAUAUUGGAUAAUGAUUCUGACAGUCAUUCAUAAUGCAUUGCUUUCUUUUCAGCUAUUACAAUUGAGAAUCAGAGGAAAUGUAGCUCAAAAACAUCUGCAGAGAUAGUUUCACUGCUCUAUCUAGAACAUA